Molecule: messenger RNA, 855 nt
Organism: Strongylocentrotus purpuratus (purple sea urchin)
Lineage: Eukaryota; Metazoa; Echinodermata; Echinoidea; Camarodonta; Strongylocentrotidae
Product: potassium channel subfamily K member 9
Exons: 2
Coding region: 1-855 (284 amino acids)
Biological process (GO): potassium ion transmembrane transport; stabilization of membrane potential
Cellular component (GO): membrane
Molecular function (GO): potassium ion leak channel activity
Source: RefSeq, a predicted model, not a curated record
AUGGAUGAAGGGGAGAAGAAGGGAAACAGCUAUGGACACUCGGCACCCUUAACAAGCGGAGGCAAGGUCUUCUGCAUGAUCUACGCCCUCAUCGGUAUCCCUCUCAACUUGGUCAUGUUCCAGAGCGUUGGAGAACGACUCAACGUACUCAUGGGUUUCGGCGUCAAGAAAAUCAAGAAAUGCCUACGGUUCAAGAAAUGUUCGGUGUCACACACGGAGCUUGUCGUAAUAGGAGGCAUCGCGAACGGCAUCAUUACAGUGUCUGGGGCUAUAGCCUUUGUUCACUUUGAGAAAUGGAACUUUCUAGAAGCCUUCUAUUAUGUCAUAAUAACGCUAACAACUGUGGGGUUCGGCGACUAUGUCGCCUUGCAGAAGGAUAACGAUAUCCAACAAAGACCCGAAUACGUGUUCUUUAGCAUAAUCUACAUAUUGGUAGCUUUGGUCGUGUUGGCCUCUGUGAUGAAUUUGCUUGUGUUGCGAUUAUUGACGCUUAACACGGAGGACGAGAGGAGAGAGGCCCAGGAACAGGAACUCGCGAUGAGACAGAGCAGUCACGAGUUAAAUCACAUAGAUUCGCACAUGAACUUCUUUAAUCACAACCAUGCGCGAGGACCAUUGCUUGCGAAAGGGGAGCAUCGGGCGUUCUGCUCGACGUGUAGCUGCAACAGCAAGGCGCCGCAUAGAACUAACCCUGAUUCUUACGCGGUGGACUUCAGUAUCGAUGCAAAGGGGGUUUAUGGUAACAACUAUAACCCGCAUACGCCUGCUGUUUACAACACAUUGUAUUCCGAUGACGCGGAAGUUUUCGAGCAAUUUUUAUGUACGGAUAGAACAGGCACACGUGCAUCGAUAUGA